AUGAAUUUCUCCAACGAAUCCUUCGUGACCAACGCGACGUCCGCUCCGGUGCCCUCUCCGACGUCCGCUCCGGUGCCCUCUCCGACGUCCGCUCCGGUGCCCUCUCCGACGUCCUCUCCAGCGGUGCCGGCCGUGAUCGCCGCCGUAGCCGCGCUAACCAUCGCCGGGAACCUUGUCGUCAUCGUGGCGACCGCCAAGCGACAGACGUUCCCCGCCGCCAGUCGACUCUUCGUGUUCUCCAUGGCUUGGUCGGACCUGUUCGUCGGCUUGACCUCCCCCUUCAUGGUGGCGCCCGCUACGGCCGGGGAGUGGGUGUACUCGGACACGGCUGUCCAAACCUUCGGCGUCAUCGGAAUGUCCUCCACAACGAUAACUUACUCUUCUCUCGCAGGUCUGAACCUAGACCGAUACCAUGCUGUGCUGAACAACGGAGAGGGCGUCUCUCACAAGAACGCCCGAAUCUUUCUGAUCUCGACUUGGGCUGGGAUUUACGCUUUCUACAUCUUCUGUGAAGCCUACGCGGUGCCCUUCGAUUUCGACCGGAUCAUGGCCCUGCCGACGUGUGACCUAAAGGCCCACAUAUGGUUCACCACAGUGACGAUGGUCAUCAUGAGCGUCGCUCUGGUCGUGACGACGUAUUGUGUCGUCCGAGUCUUAAAGGCAGUGUGUACUCCACCUCAGCCACCGGCUGCUCCAGUUAUCCACAUCAACAUGAACGGGCCCGCCGGGGUUCCACCUCAGAACGCUAAUAACCCCGAACAACAGCCUCCAGCGGCACCACACUACCACGGUGAGGGCUCGUGUGUUAAAGCUGUGCUGAUCUUGACUCUAGCGCAAACAGCAUUGCCGCUCCCGUUCUUCUGUACCUUAGUCGCACAUCAUGUGGGAUAUGAACUGCCAACCGCCCUGUUUUGGACAAUGUGGGUAGCGUUGUCCAACAACUUUCUGGACGUCGUCGUGCACAGUGCGUUUCACAAAUCGUUCCGUAAAUCUGUAGUUGAGAUAGCGAGGUCCACCGUCUCUGGUUUGUACAACGUGUGCUACAGCAGAAACGGGGUAAACGUGGACCAACAAGGAACAUAG
Messenger RNA from Branchiostoma belcheri (Belcher's lancelet), 1083 nucleotides. Its product is annotated as beta-3 adrenergic receptor-like. Bases 1 to 1083 code for a protein of 360 amino acids. The transcript has 2 exons. Gene Ontology annotation, molecular function: G protein-coupled receptor activity. Gene Ontology annotation, biological process: G protein-coupled receptor signaling pathway. Gene Ontology annotation, cellular component: membrane. The record is from RefSeq and is a predicted model, not a curated record. NCBI's taxonomy places the organism in Eukaryota, Metazoa, Chordata, Leptocardii, Amphioxiformes, Branchiostomatidae.